Messenger RNA from Engraulis encrasicolus (European anchovy), 1637 nucleotides. RefSeq names its product retinol dehydrogenase 8. The transcript is spliced from 6 exons. The coding region runs from base 1 to 999 and encodes 332 amino acids. Gene Ontology annotation, cellular component: cytoplasm; cytosol. The record is from RefSeq and is a predicted model, not a curated record. Gene Ontology annotation, molecular function: estradiol 17-beta-dehydrogenase [NAD(P)+] activity. NCBI's taxonomy places the organism in Eukaryota, Metazoa, Chordata, Actinopteri, Clupeiformes, Engraulidae. Gene Ontology annotation, biological process: estrogen biosynthetic process.
AUGGAACCCCGCUCGGUUCUGGUGACGGGCUGCUCCACUGGGAUUGGUCUAGCUCUGGCCGUGCGCCUAGCCAAGGAUGAACACAGGAGGUUCAAAGUGUAUGCCACCAUGAGGAACCUGGGUAAGAGGCAUGCCCUGGAGAAGGCUGCUGGGGAGACCCUGAACGACACCCUGGAGAUUCGCCAGCUGGACGUCUGCAGUGAAGACUCCGUCAGGGAGUGUGUCAACGGCCUACCAGACAGACGGGUGGAUGUGCUGGUGAACAACGCGGGCGUGGGCAUGAUCGGGCCCCUGGAGUGCCAGAGCAUUGCCUCCAUGCGGGAGCUCUUCAACACCAACUUCCUGGGCCUGGCACGCCUGGUCAAGGAGAUCUUCCCCGACAUGAAGCGACGGCAGAGCGGACACAUCGUGGUCAUGAGCAGCGUCUUGGGCCUCCACGGUUUACUCUUCAAUGAAAUCUACUCUGCAUCUAAAUUUGCGGUGGAGGGAUUUUGUGAGAGUCUGGGUUUGCAAGCCCUGAAGUUUAAUGUUAGGGUUACACUGAUGGAGCCAGGCCCCGUGCUGACGGAGUUUGAGAGGAAGCUGUACGAGGAGGUGUCUCAGAUGGACAUGGCGGGGACGGACCAGGAGACAGCCAGGAUCUUCCAGGAGAUCUACCUGCCCUACUCCAUGCAGAUCUUCAGCGCCCUCGCACAGACUCCAGAGGAGAUAGCACAGCAAACCUUUGAGGUGAUCGUGUCCGAAGACCCUCCGUUCCGCCACCAGACCAACCGCCUGUACAUGCCCCUAACGGCCAUGAGGAAGGCGGACUCCAGCGCCUGGAUGUCUAACGCCGCCAUCUACCACUCCUGCUUCAACCUGGGCCCGCUCUUCUACGCCAGCAUGGGCCUGAUGAGGAUGGUGCGCUGGAUGGUGCCCAAUGGAAGAGGAGGGCUGUCAUACGAACCCAAGCAGCAACUGGGUGGAACUAAGAAAAGGGAGGAGAAAUUGCAGGAGUAAUUUUUUUCCCAUUGUGUAGCUUUUUUUAAGCAUGUUUUUUGGGGGCUUUUGGGGCCUUUCUUAUGACAGGAUGAGGAAUGAGCUGGAAAGGGAUAUAGGGUAGGGCUGGGAAAUGACACUGGCCGGACUCGAACCGGGGUCCCCAUGGGUAUGCAAGCCCAAAUGUGAGGGGCUUAGCGCGCUACGCCACUGUGUAGCUUUUUUGUUGUAGGCGAAUGUAGGCCAAUCCAUUUAUGUGCCCAUAAGUCAUGCUAAAUAUAAUCACUGCUUUAUGGUUUGUAGCCAAAAGCUGAAAAAAGUACUUUUAACAUUCAUUUUUGAGGCCCAUUGGUCCCACAGCCCAAUGGUCCCACAGCAUAUUACUGCUGCUCCAUGUUCCCACAUUUCUAAGAAUUUAUUCAAUUUUAGGCCCCAUGUUCCAUGGCAGGGAGAAAGACGCGUUCUCUUAUUUUACUCAGAAAUGUGGGAACAUGGAGUUGUGGAACAUAGGGCCUAUAUUUUAAUAAUUUCUUUUAAAAGGUGGGAACAUGUGCUGUGGGAACAUAGAGCUGACCCUGUGGAGAUUCUACUGAGUUUCACACAUUACACAUACAGUAUGCACUGUCUAUUUUUCAAUGAUAGUGGUACAGAACCAUUGA